CAUUCAUAUUUUUUUAUAUUCUCUUUUUUUUCCCUCCUCCUACUACUGUUAUUAUUAUUAUUAUUAUUAUUAUAUCAAGCAUAUACCUCUCCUACUGUUCAUCAUUAUCCUUUAUAUCUCAUCUUAACGCUAAGAAUCAUAUAAUUUCAACCUAGUCGAUUCUUAAUAAUGAGAGAAUACAAACUUGUAGUCCUCGGUUCUGGAGGUGUUGGUAAAUCUGCCCUGACUGUCCAGUUUGUACAAUCGAUCUUUGUGGAACGAUACGACCCUACUAUUGAAGACUCUUACCGAAAGCAAGUUGAAGUUGACGGUCAGCAAUGUGUUCUCGAGAUACUCGACACCGCCGGUACGGAGCAAUUUACAGCCAUGAGAGAUUUGUAUAUGAAAAAUGGCCAGGGUUUUAUUCUCGUUUUCUCAAUUAUAAGUUUGGCUACACUGACGGAUCUCCGCGAGUUACGAGAACAAAUCUUACGUGUAAAGGAUGUUGACCAUGUUCCUAUGGUUUUAGUUGGCAACAAGUGCGAUUUGGAAGAAGAGAGAGCUGUCCCACGUGAACAGGGAAUGGCGUUGUCUCAGGAAUGGGGCGGGAAACCUUUUUAUGAGACAUCAGCUAGAUACAAGAUCAAUGUGGACGAGGUGUUUUACGAUGUAGUACGUCAAAUCAAUAAGCAAAUGCCCAGCAAACCAAAAAAGAAGCGGUUCAAGUGCCUUAUUCUGUAAUUCUCGAAUUGUAAAAAAAAAACUAGCAAGCAGAAAUACUCUCCUCCCUUACGAUAUAUAUAUAUUUCAUACAAUAAUAAC
Phycomyces blakesleeanus NRRL 1555(-) is the source of this 801-nucleotide messenger RNA. RefSeq lists its product as hypothetical. Gene Ontology annotation, molecular function: GDP binding; GTPase activity; GTP binding. The coding region runs from base 169 to 720 and encodes 183 amino acids. Gene Ontology annotation, cellular component: plasma membrane. Gene Ontology annotation, biological process: signal transduction. NCBI's taxonomy places the organism in Eukaryota, Fungi, Mucoromycota, Mucoromycetes, Mucorales, Phycomycetaceae. The record is from RefSeq and is a predicted model, not a curated record. The transcript has 4 exons.